Molecule: messenger RNA, 1434 nt
Organism: Catharus ustulatus (Swainson's thrush)
Lineage: Eukaryota; Metazoa; Chordata; Aves; Passeriformes; Turdidae
Gene: TUBAL3
Product: tubulin alpha like 3
Exons: 4
Coding region: 44-1423 (459 amino acids)
Biological process (GO): microtubule cytoskeleton organization; mitotic cell cycle
Cellular component (GO): cytoplasm; microtubule
Molecular function (GO): GTP binding; structural constituent of cytoskeleton
Source: RefSeq, a predicted model, not a curated record
CAGAGGCAGCAGCUGCUCUGCUCAGACCUUUCCCAGCCUCACCAUGAGGGAGUGCAUCUCCAUCCACAUCGGGCAGGCCGGGGUGCAGAUGGGCAAUGCCUGCUGGGAGCUGUACUGCCUGGAGCAUGGCAUCCAGGCUGAUGGCACCAUUCCUGCCUCCAAGCAGCUGAAAUCCAUGGAUCCCAACUCUGAGCAAGUGGAUUCCUCCUUUGAGACCUUCUUCUGUGAGACAGCAUCUGGCAAACACGUGCCCCGGGCAGUGUUCAUAGACCUGGAGCCCACAGUCAUUGAUGAGAUCAGGACUGGGACCUACCACGGGCUCUUCCACCCAGAGCAGCUCAUCAGUGGCAAGGAAGAUGCUGCCAACAACUACGCCCGUGGCCACUACACCAUCGGCAAGGAGAUCAUCGACACCGUGCUCAGCAGGAUCCGGAAAAUGGCUGACCAGUGCAGUGGGCUCCAAGGCUUCCUGGUGUUCCACAGCUUCGGAGGAGGCACCGGCUCCGGCUUCACCUCGCUGCUGAUGGAGCGGCUCUCCGUGGAGUACAGCAAGAAAUCCAAGCUGGAAUUCUCGGUGUACCCGGCCCCUCAGGUGUCCACAGCCGUGGUGGAGCCCUACAACUCCAUCCUGACCACCCACACCACGCUGGAGCACUCGGACUGCUCCUUCAUGGUGGACAACGAGGCCAUCUACGACAUCUGCCACCGCAACCUGGACAUCGAGCGCCCCACCUACACCAACCUCAACAGGCUGAUCGGGCAGAUCGUGUCCUCGGUCACGGCCUCGCUGCGCUUCAACGGCGCCCUCAACGUGGACCUGAUCGAGUUCCAGACCAACCUGGUGCCCUACCCGCGCAUCCACUUCCCGCUCACCACCUACGCGCCCAUCGUGUCGACCGAGAAGGCGUACCACGAGCAGCUCUCUGUGCCGGAGAUCACCAACGCCUGCUUCGAGUUCUCCAACCAGAUGGUCAAGUGCGACCCCCGCCGCGGCAAGUACAUGGCGUGCUGCCUGCUCUACCGCGGCGACGUGGUGCCCAAGGACGUCAACGCCGCCAUCGCCGCCAUCAAGACGCGCCGCUCCAUCCAGUUCGUGGAUUGGUGCCCCACUGGUUUCAAGGUGGGGAUCAACUACCAGCCGCCCACGGUGGUGCCAGGAGGGGACCUGGCCAAGGUGCAGAGGGCUGUGUGCAUGCUGAGCAACACCACGGCCAUCGCCGAGGCCUGGGCGCGCCUGGACCACAAGUUUGACCUGAUGUACGCCAAGCGCGCCUUCGUGCACUGGUACGUGGGGGAGGGCAUGGAGGAGGGGGAGUUCUCCGAGGCCAGGGAGGAUCUGGCAGCCCUGGAGAAGGAUUAUGAGGAGGUUGGAAGGGACUCAGCAGAUGGAGAGGAGGAGGAGGGUGAUGAGGAUGAGUAUUGACAAACUUGUGU